AUGGCUGGUGGACGACAGUGUGACAGUGGCUAUGUGGAAAUAUGGAAAAAUAAGUGUUGCAGACAAAGAUGUGUGAAUGACAAGCAAAGGCCUUCAGUCACCAUCACUCUGCAAGUUCAUGAGCCCAUAACUAAACAGCCUGUCAUAAAAAUCAAUUCUACCUGGAUUUCCUCAAAUGAAUCAUGUAAAGUUCUGCUGGAGUGCAGCACAACUGGUGACGUCAGCUACAAGUGGACUGUAGGAAAACAAACACUAACUGGUCCCAGUCAACAAUACAUCAUCAGGGAGCAGGAUGGAGAGACCAAUGUCACCUGCACAGUUUCCAAUCAUGUCAGUGAGAAGUCUGCAUUUCAAACAGUGAAGUGCAGCAAAGAUCAUUCACACAGAAAAGAAACAGAGGACAGCUCUUCUUCUUCUCUUCUCAUGUUCAUUGCUGGACUGUUUACUGGAGUAUUGAUCACUGUACUGUUGCUCUUUCUGCUUUACUGCAUAAAGUCAAAGGGUCUGUGUCACAAAAGGCUCACACAGUCUGAAACAAUCAACCAGGAAGAAAAUCAGCAACAUGUGUACUCGGCUCUUUCCCACGGUGAUCGUUGUGUUUAUGAGACAAUGAGAGGCUCUGAAGAUGCUGCACCAGGUGGAUCACAAAUACAGUGCAUCAAAUCAGACUAGACGAGCUGCAGUUCUGCACAUCUGUGGUAUUUUUUUGAUGUCUUAAGUUAAAUGUGAUUAUUAUGUCAAACCCUAUUUU
Molecule: messenger RNA, 751 nt
Organism: Oreochromis aureus
Lineage: Eukaryota; Metazoa; Chordata; Actinopteri; Cichliformes; Cichlidae
Exons: 9
Coding region: 1-672 (223 amino acids)
Source: RefSeq, a predicted model, not a curated record